This is a messenger RNA of Halichondria panicea, 2419 nucleotides long. RefSeq names its product poly [ADP-ribose] polymerase 2-like. The record is from RefSeq and is a predicted model, not a curated record. The transcript is spliced from 16 exons. The coding region runs from base 111 to 2294 and encodes 727 amino acids. NCBI's taxonomy places the organism in Eukaryota, Metazoa, Porifera, Demospongiae, Suberitida, Halichondriidae. Gene Ontology annotation, biological process: double-strand break repair; protein poly-ADP-ribosylation. Gene Ontology annotation, cellular component: nucleolus. Gene Ontology annotation, molecular function: NAD+-protein mono-ADP-ribosyltransferase activity; NAD+ poly-ADP-ribosyltransferase activity.
GACUUAAUUCUGCACACAAAGCUAUAAAUUGAUUGUUUAAUAAUCACGUCAUCAGCUCAAUAAUUACAAUCUUGAUGGGACACCCCCUAAAAGCGCAAGCAAGUUAAAAUAUGGCAACCAGAAGAUCAGCAAGAACUAGAAAAAGAGAUCCUCCUCCAGAUGAUGUUGAGGAUGAAGGGUCAAAGGUUAUCUGCUGGGAGUGGGAGGGUGACAAAGGACAGUGGACGUCAUAUGACCACCCACAUGCAGCCGAGAUCACCAAAGCUCUAACUGGAGGAGAGGAUACUGUGACACUGCAAGUGGCCUCCACUGUCAAGCUGAACAUUAGCCUGAGCUCCAUGACACAAACGAACGUGGCAACAGGAUGGCAGAGAAAUGUACGCUGUCACAGCAGUGGGUGUGGUCAGUGGGAGUGGCAAAACGAGCACGGAGUGUGGAAUGCUUAUUCUCCGAAUUUGCAACAACUGUUAGUGGCGUGUACCGAGUGUGGUGUGAGUGAGAGAGAGAUAAAGUGCGGGGGACGCAGCUACAAGCUGGAUCUGACGGCUAAGAAACAGAUCAACGUGGAGACAAAGGUUGAGAGGAAGAUUAGAGUCAAUGGAGAGGUUGAAGAGCCUUCUGCUAUUAAGAAGAAGUCCAAUAUAGAGACUGAGGAAGCUGCUGUAAAACCCACGCCCAAAGCUAGGAAAGCAUCAUCUAGUAAAUCUUCAGCUAGCAAGUCAUCUGGUGCAAAAUCAUCCGGUAAAGCAAAAGAAGAGGACUCUAAUGGUCGUGUUAUCGUGGCAACUAAAGGGGAAGUCCCUGUGGACUACGCCUGUACGACAAAGGUUGGAAAGGCCAGUGUGUACAGUGAGGGAGGAGUGCAUUGGGACGCCAUGCUCAACCAGACCAACCUCAAAAACAAUAACAACAAGUUUUACAUAAUGCAGUUGCUGCAAGAGAGCGGGACACGUGGUGCUCAGUACAGUGUGUGGUUCAGGUGGGGCCGAGUGGGUAAAACUGGCCAGAACAGUUUGCAACCUUGUGGAGGCGAUUUGGAGCAAGCUAAAGACUUGUUCCGUAAAAAGUUUGCGGACAAGACCAAUAACAGUUGGGAGGACAGAGAUAGCUUCGUGAAAGUGACUGGAAAGUAUGACCUCUUGAAGAUUGACUACGAGGCAAAGGAUGAGGUUGAUGGUGGGGAAGAGGUGGACGGAGUGUCAGGAGAAGGUAGCAGUGAGGACUUGAAGCCAGUAGAGUCAAAGCUAGACCCUAAAGUGCAGUCUCUGGUCCAGCUGAUCUGCAACGUGAAGGCAAUGGAGGAUAUAGUGGUGGAGAUGAAGUACGAUGCAGAGAAGGCCCCUCUCGGCAAACUAACAACCAAUCAGAUCCGUUUAGGUUACGCUGCUCUCAAGAAGAUCGAGGACUGCAUCAAUAAGAGUGACUUUGGGGACCGCCUCUACAAGGCUUGCGACGAGUUCUACACUAGGAUUCCUCACUGCUUUGGAAUGCAGCGACCUCCUGUUAUCAAGACAAAGGAGAUGGUCAAGGAGAAGAUAGCUCUACUGGAGGCUCUGGGAGACAUCCAGAUUGCCAUGAAAGUGUUGAGUAGUGGAGAUGCCUCUAAGGAACAUCCUGUCGACCGCCAUUACAGUGAGCUCAAGUGCCAGCUGGCACCAGUCGACACAGAAGACUCGGUUUUUGCUCUUGUGGAAAAGUACAUGCGACAGACACACGCUGGGACGCAUAACCAGUAUACUAUGCAGCUGCUUGAUCUGUUCUCCGUGGAGAGGGAAGGAGAAGCAGAGCAGUUCACAGACAAGGGAAAUAGGAAGCUGCUGUGGCAUGGCUCCAGAAUCACUAACUGGGUGGGUAUUCUGAGUCAAGGGCUGAGGAUAGCUCCUCCAGAGGCACCUGUGACUGGCUACAUGUUUGGCAAAGGCCUCUACUUUGCUGACAUGUCCUCGAAGAGUGCCAACUACUGCUUUGCCUCCAAGGCCAAGAACGAAGGGUUCAUACUUCUUUGUGAUGUGUCUCUAGGCAACACUCACGACCUCCUUGCCGCAGAGUACAAUGCUGAUGAGCUAGUGAAAGGGAGGAGAGCACACAGUGUGAUGGGCCUAGGCAGAAUCGCCCCCAAUCCCUCCAUGGACCACACCCUGUCCGACGGUUGUGUGGUGCCCCUCGGGACUAGUGUUGACACUGGAGUGAGCAAUCCUCGAGGCUAUACACUCAACUACAAUGAAUACAUAGUGUACGAUGUCAAGCAAGUCAAGAUGAGAUAUCUGGCAAAAGUAAAGUUUAACUUCAAGUGACACUAGUAACUGUCUUUAGGAGUAAGCAUCAUUGGUGAUUUUGUGUUGAGUUUUAAUUAUUGAAGUUGUGUUUCUUGACGCUUCUCGUGUUCUGUUCCUCCAUUGAUGUUUUUUAUUUUCGCGAA